This is a messenger RNA of Brassica napus (rape), 851 nucleotides long. Its product is annotated as oleosin S2-2-like. Gene Ontology annotation, cellular component: monolayer-surrounded lipid storage body; membrane. Gene Ontology annotation, biological process: response to freezing; lipid storage; seed oilbody biogenesis. Lineage: Eukaryota; Viridiplantae; Streptophyta; Magnoliopsida; Brassicales; Brassicaceae. The transcript is spliced from 2 exons. Bases 116 to 691 code for a protein of 191 amino acids. The record is from RefSeq and is a predicted model, not a curated record.
UUUCAAUCUCAUUUAUAUAAAGGUUUUGUAUACAACAACAGCUUAUAUAUCUCUUAUACCCCUUUUGUUUCCAUUUGAACUUUGCUUUUAGUAGUUUUAAAUCAUAUCAAUAGCUAUGACGACUGUGGACAGGCGUGUGAAUGUCGACCGUACUGACAAAGGACUUCAACUUAAGCCGCAGUACGAAGAUCGUGUCGGUUAUGGCGCUGGUUACGAUUAUGGUUAUGGUGCUGAUUACAAGAGUCGCGGCCCAUCCACUAAUCAAGUCGUGGCACUUAUAGCAGGAGUUCCAAUUGGUGGGUCAUUACUAGCCCUAGCUGGACUCACUCUAGCCGGUUCGGUGAUAGGUUUGAUGCUCUCCAUUCCUCUCUUCCUGCUCUUCAGUCCAGUGAUUGUCCCAGCCGCUCUCACCAUAGGGCUCGCUGCGACCGGAAUUUUGGCGUCUGGGUUAUUUGGUCUGACGGGUCUGAGCUCGGUCUCAUGGGUCCUAAACUACAUCCGUGGGACGAGUGAUACGGUGCCGGAGCAACUGGACUAUGCUAAGCGGCGUAUGGCUGAUGCAGUAGGCUACGCUGGUCAGAAGGGAAAAGAGAUGGGGCAGUAUGUGCAGGAUAAGGCCCAUGAAGCCCACGAUACUAGUCUGACCACUGAGACCAGAGAGCCGGUUCAGGCAAAGAGGACUUUGGCGUAAGGCAAGGAGGAACCUUCUAUAAAGUUGUGGGUUUAUGUUGGAAAAGACAAUUAUGUAAUUUUCACUUUUGUGUCCCAGUUUCUUCGUUUUUUUAAAAAUAUUUAGUGAAUAUGUGUAAGUUCGUUUUGUUGUGUCCAAAUAAAAUAUUUUGUGAGUGAAA